Molecule: messenger RNA, 1438 nt
Organism: Pangasianodon hypophthalmus (striped catfish)
Lineage: Eukaryota; Metazoa; Chordata; Actinopteri; Siluriformes; Pangasiidae
Product: C-type lectin domain family 6 member A-like
Exons: 8
Coding region: 46-855 (269 amino acids)
Source: RefSeq, a predicted model, not a curated record
CACAGACCUCAGUUUAAGUCUGUAAUGUGAAGCACAGAUUAGGAAAUGGAAAAAAAAGGCAAUUAUCCAACAGGACCAAGAACAGAGGAUCCUGAUUAUGUGAAUAUGCAGAACCGGUAUCCAAAACACAAAACAUGCCCAGGUAGGUAUGAGCGCACUGAGCUUAAAGACAAAAAGAAAACAGGAAAGAUCUUCAUAUGUGCUCUUGGUCUCCUCCUAACGCUUGGUGCUCUUUCAGCACUCUGUGCUGUAGGGAUCGUUUAUCACAAUAAAGUGGUCUCCUAUGAGAUAUUAAGUGAGCAGUAUUCUAACGUUACAACAGCAUUGAUGAUGCAGGAACGCAAAGCCAAGGAGAUAGAAAGACUGUAUGAAGCACUGAAGGUGGAGAAUCAGCAAGUUCUUGGACGUCUUUCAGCAUGCAAUGCAAAUCAAAACAGCGGACACUGUGAGGAAGGAUGGAAGUCUGUUGGUUUAAAGUCUUAUUACUUCUCCACUUUUAAGCUGACCUGGACACAGAGUAGAGAUUACUGUGUGGAGAAAGGAGGCCAUCUGGUGAUUAUAACCAGCCAAACUGAACAGGAUUUUGUAUCUUCACAAAUUGGAGAAACACACUGGAUUGGCCUGAAUGACCUGGAGACUGAGGGAAAGUGGAUGUGGGUGAACAACCAGCCCUUAAAUGAGAUGGGUAUAACGUUCUGGUUUAGCGCUCCAGAGGGACCACAUGAGCCUGAUAACUGGAAAAAUGAGGACCCUUCUGGAGAGAACUGUGCCGCUCUGGGGGAUGCAAAUGGUAAUACACAUAAAUGGUUUGAUGCUUCUUGUCGUAAGAUAAAAAGGUGCAUCUGUGAAAAGUAAAAGACUUCUCUUUUCACUUGCAUUUGUCCCUGAAAAUACUUGUUUUUUGGGGGGCUUUUUUUUGAGAAAGAAGGAUAAUUUUUGAUUGUUGAGUCUAAAUAUUUGAUAUUGUGAAACAGUUAACAUUAAAUCUACCUGUAAUUUAUUUUUUUAAACAUGUAGACAACCAGCUUUUAAUUUAAAUACAAGGUAACAAUGCAGAAGUAUGACAGAAGUAAAUUUUUUACGGAAUCUAUUAUGUUUCACUUUUCUUCGGCAUUGUAAAAAUGUCAUUGUAUUUUUAGCUUGUCUUAACCACUAGAAGAUGGUAUGAGGUGAUGUAUGUAGAUUUUCUCCUGCUGCCUUAUGGAAGUCUCUCAAAUUGUAGUGGAGGGAUGAACAAUAACUUUCUUUCAAAAGUUAUUCCCUCAGUUGGAAUACCCCCAGAGUGUGACACAGCAACAGGUUUUUCCUUUAAUUUGUCACCCAUCUCUAUAUACUUAUGAAUGAGGUGUGUCCAUUUUAUGUUAGCUAAAACUAGAUAGAAUGUUAAGUUGCUUUGAAAACCAUUAAGGAAAAUUUAAGAAUUAAUAAAAUUUUACAU